This is a messenger RNA of Colletotrichum navitas, 1089 nucleotides long. RefSeq lists its product as uncharacterized. Bases 114 to 992 code for a protein of 292 amino acids. Lineage: Eukaryota; Fungi; Ascomycota; Sordariomycetes; Glomerellales; Glomerellaceae. The record is from RefSeq and is a predicted model, not a curated record. The transcript has a single exon.
CAGGCCGGCCGGCGUUUGACUGCCGCGGCGUUCUCAUCAUUGCCUUUUCCAAGAACUCGCGAACGAUCAGUGUCAAGUACGAACACACGCCCUUCCAUAAGACCGUUGGUGAGAUGAUUGAGCAUUUCCGGCCGCUCCCCCCUGCAGCAUCGCCAGUUCCCCUGAUUCCCACUGGCGACAGGCCGAAGAAGGCCAAGACGCCAAAAAAGAGAAAGAGCGAGGCGAAUGCGGACGGGACGCCCAGUGUGCCAAGAAGGAAGAAGAGGAGGAGCGAGGCGAAUGGAGACGGAACGCCUGGUCAGCCAAGGAAGAAGGGAAAAGAAAAUCGAGAGGCAGCGGCAGGCGCUGGAGGUGCGCAGGAAGAGGCUUUCGGCGACGGCCGAACGACAGCCACUGUCCCAACCAAGGCGGAUGCUGCUGUGCAAAGCGGAGUUCAUGAACAUGCGGUCCUCAACGUUCCCCCGGCCGAAGCAGCUCGACGUCGUGAGGUUGCCAUUAGACUCCUCAGUGGCAGCGGCGUGGAUCCAGAAAGCCUUUCUACGGAGCAAUUUAGCAUCUUCGCCAACCAAUCCCCGGAUCUUCAGAAAGAGUCUCUUGCCAUGCUGGUCAAGUACGGUGCCGAGAGACUCCGAAUCGUGCAUCCCAAUGAUGCCGCUGCGUCGUCGCCAACAAAUGCGUCCCCCGGCCCCCAGCAGGCCACAACAGCUGAGCCGGAAGCUGACGAUUCAGAGGUCACAUCGGAAACCCCCGCCCCCGCAAAGAAGCGGCGGCCGCGGAAGUCCAGCCAGGCGGCUGGCGAUGCUGAGGAAGAGUUGAUCCCCGCACCGGCGGGUACACCAUUGAAGCAAGUCUCGAGAGGCUCCUGCAUUGCCUGCAGAAGGGCCAAGGCCAAGGCAAGUCGGCAUUGUUUCAUGCGAAGCUCAUCGUCUAACUUGAGACUAGUGCGAUCGAGCCAAACCUACUUGCUCUUCGUGCGAAGAACAGGAUGUUGAGUGCCAGUAUCCCCUUGUCAGAAAACAGGCAGCCAAGAAGAAGGAAGAAAGCUCCAAAACGCCAGUGGGGAGUGGCGAUGAUGGCGAAGCCGAAGCA